AUGCGACGAAGUACAGUAACCGUUAUCGCUACUAAACUUCCAACGUUCACAACAAGCUUCAUUGUAAAAUUCUCAUCCUACAGUCAGCUCAUCCGGGCCACUGCUUAUUGGUUACGGUUAAUUGCUAUCUUACAGCACAAGGAAAGCGGUAAGAGAAAGGGAUUUCUCAGUACAAACGAGCUGCGAGAAGCGGAAACUGUAAUACUACGGAAGGUACAGCAGGAAUCAUUUGGAGAUGAACUGAAUGCUCUGAAAGGUGGAAAAUCUGUUUCUCGUGGUUCCUCGCUUCGAUGGUUCAUCCCAGCUAUAGGGGAAGAUGGUAUUCUGCGGGUAGGUGGCAGGUUAAGUCACUCUCAGGAAUCGUUUGAUACAAAACACCCGAUUAUUAUGCCAGCCAGACAUUUAUUGACGGCGAUGCUAUUUAAACACUACCAUGAGAAACUACUACACGCGGGAACUCAAUUGCUAUUGAGUACAGUACGGUUACGGUAUUGGCCUUUGGGUGGCAGAAAUGUGGCCAGAAAGAUAGUUCACCAAUGUCUUCGAUGCUUCAGAGCCAAACCGUCGGCCAUCAAGCCUCAAAUGGGUGAACUGCCAGCUGCUCGGGUUACAGUUUGCAAGGCGUUUUCAAAAACCGGAGUGGAUUGUUUCGGACCGGUGUACAUUCGGGAUGGCAGACGUCGACCCACGAUCAAGGCAUACGUAGCGGUUUUUGUAUGUAUGAGCACUAAGGCAGUACAUUUGGAACUGGUUACUGACCUGUCUACAGAACGCUUUCUUCAGGCGCUGCGGCGCUUUAUUUCUAGACGGGGCUUAUGUACAGAUGUGUAUUCCGACAAUGGAACAAAUUUUGUUGGUGCCAGAAAUCAAUUAAAAGAACUCUUUACGCUGCUGAAAAAGAAGAAGCAUCAUGAAAUGGUUUCAAAGGAGUGCGCCAAGGAUGGCAUUCAGUGGCAUUUCAACCCACCAGGUGCCCCACAUUUCGGAGGCUUGUGGGAAGCCGCUGUACGUUCAGCUAAAUUUCACCUACUUCGAGUGCACGAGGAAAACUCUACGUCGUACGAAGACUUAAACACACUGUUGAUCCAAGUAGAAGGUUGUCUAAAUUCUCGGCCUUUGACGCCUAUGUCGGAUGAUCCAACAGACCUAGAACCGUUGACACCGGGUCACUUUCUAACCGGAGGAUCCUUGCAAGCUAUUCCUGAGCUUGACUACACCGAUGUAUAA
Messenger RNA from Topomyia yanbarensis, 1227 nucleotides. RefSeq lists its product as uncharacterized. Gene Ontology annotation, biological process: DNA integration. The record is from RefSeq and is a predicted model, not a curated record. Bases 1 to 1227 code for a protein of 408 amino acids. NCBI's taxonomy places the organism in Eukaryota, Metazoa, Arthropoda, Insecta, Diptera, Culicidae. Gene Ontology annotation, molecular function: nucleic acid binding. The transcript has a single exon.